This is a messenger RNA of Phragmites australis (common reed), 2709 nucleotides long. Its product is annotated as receptor protein kinase-like protein ZAR1. The coding region runs from base 89 to 2383 and encodes 764 amino acids. The transcript is spliced from 2 exons. The record is from RefSeq and is a predicted model, not a curated record. Gene Ontology annotation, molecular function: receptor serine/threonine kinase binding; protein kinase activity; ATP binding. Gene Ontology annotation, biological process: protein phosphorylation. Lineage: Eukaryota; Viridiplantae; Streptophyta; Magnoliopsida; Poales; Poaceae.
UCUUGCACAUAAAUACUAUACACUGACCCAAACACUAUGGCAGCUUCACAAGUCACAACACACUAGCAAGAAGAGUGCCAGCAAGCUGAUGGCCACAUUUCCAGCCACAAUUCUCCUGCUCCUCGCGUUGCCUCCGCCGGCGGCCGUGGCGCUCACCGCCGAGGGCCUGGCGCUGCUGGCGUUCAAGGCUGCGGUGACCGACGACCCCUACUCGGCGCUCUCGAGGUGGUCCGAGUCCGAGGCCGACCCGUGCCGGUGGCCGGGGGUCUCCUGCGCGAACGCCACGUCGUCUCCCGGCGCGGCGCCGCGCGUGGUCGGCGUGGCCGUGGCGGGCAAGAACAUCUCCGGGUACAUCCCCUCGGAGCUGGGGUCCCUGCUCUUCCUCCGCCGGCUCAACCUCCACGGGAACCGCCUCGCUGGGGCCAUCCCCGCCGCGCUCUCCAACGCGUCCUCGCUCCACUCCCUGUACCUCUACGGGAACCGGCUCACCGGCGGGCUCCCCGUCGCGCUCUGCGACCUCCCGCGGCUGCAGAACCUCGACGUGUCCGGGAACGCGCUCUCCGGGGAGCUGCCCCUCGACCUCCGCAACUGCCGGAGCCUGCAGCGCCUCGUGCUCGCCAGGAACGCCUUCUCCGGCGAGGUGCCCGCGGGCAUCUGGCCCGAGAUGGCCAUCCUGCAGCAGCUCGAUCUCUCCUCCAACGCGUUCAACGGCUCCAUCCCGCCCGAUCUCGGCGAGCUCCCGAGGCUCGCCGGAACGCUCAACCUCUCGCACAACCGGUUCUCCGGCGUCGUGCCGCCGGAGCUCGGCCGCCUCCCUGCCACCGUCACGCUCGACCUCCGCUUCAACAAUCUGUCCGGCGCCAUACCGCAGACAGGCUCCCUCGCCAGCCAGGGCCCCACAGCGUUCCUCAACAACCCCAGCCUCUGCGGCUUCCCGCUCCAGGUCCCCUGCCGCGCCGUCCCGCCGCCGACGCAGUCGCCGGAGUCGCCCACGACGACCAGUCAAUCAUCAGCCUCCGGUACGUCGUCGGACCGGCACCAGCGCAUCAGAACAGGCCUGAUCGCGCUCAUCUCCGUCGCCGACGCCGCCGGCGUCGCCCUCGUCGGCGUCAUCGUGGUGUACAUAUACUGGAAGGUUAAGGACCGGAGGGAAGGCUGCCGCCGCGGCCAUGACGAUUCCGACGGGGACAGCUCCAAGGACGGACUCUGCCGCUGUAUGCUGUGGGGCCGCGGCGGCACGGACGACUCGGGCGCGUCAUCGGACAACGACGAGGAAGCCGCCGCCGGCGACGGCAAGUACAACAGCGGCGGCGCCAGCGAGGGGGAGCUGGUGGCGAUCGACCGCGGGUUCCGCGUGGAGCUGGACGAGCUGCUGCGUUCCUCGGCGUACGUGCUGGGGAAGGGCGGGAAGGGGAUCGUGUACAAGGUGGUGGUGGCCAACGGGACGACGCCGGUGGCGGUGCGGCGUCUUGGCGGCGGCGGCGGUGGCGCGGACCGGUGCAAGGAGUUCGCGGCGGAGGCGCGCGCGGUGGGGCGGGCGCGGCACCCCAACGUGGUGCGGCUGCGCGCGUACUACUGGUCCCCCGACGAGAAGCUCGUCGUCACCGACUUCGUCGGCCACGGCAACCUUGCCACCGCGCUGCGCGGUCGGCCGGGUCAACAAGUCCUUUCGUGGUCAGCGCGGCUGAAGAUCGCCAAGGGUGCGGCGCACGGGCUGGCGUACCUCCAUGAGUACAGCCCGCGGCGGUUCGUCCACGGCGAGGUCAAGCCCUCCAACAUCCUCCUCGACACCAACUUCACCCCGCGCGUCGCCGACUUCGGCCUUGCCCGCCUGCUCGCCAUCACCGGCUGCUCCUCCGACGGACCACCGUCCUCGGGCGGCCUCCUCGGUGGCACCAUCCCCUACACCAAGUCAGCGUCGACAGGGCCAGCUCAGGACCGAGGCAGUGGCGGGUACAGUGCGCCGGAGUCUCGGACGCCGGGUGCUCGGCCGACGCAGAAGUGGGACGUGUUCUCCUUUGGGGUGGUGCUGCUGGAGCUGCUGACGGGGCGGGGGGUCGGUGCCGACCACGCGUCGCCGUCGACGUCGGCGUCGUUCUCGGCGCCGGUGUCGGGCUCGACGGCGACUGACCGAUCCGGGAGCAGCGAGCAUGGGGCGGUGCCGGAGGUGGUGCGGUGGGUGCGGCGCGGGUUCGAGGAGGAAGCGAGGCCGGUGGCGGAGAUGGUGGACCCGGCUCUGCUGCGAGGACCCGGGGCGCAGCCGCUGCCCAAGAAGGAGGUGGUGGCGGCGUUCCACGUCGCGCUGGCGUGCACGGAGGUUGAUUCCGAGCUGCGGCCCAGGAUGAAGGUCGUCGCCGACAGCCUCGACAAGAUCGGCUCCUGAUAAACCCAUGCAUGCAUGAAUCUUCUUUAUUGCACACGACUGCACAAGUGGUGGAUGCUCACACAAGCUCAUCAGAUUUCCUCUAAUUUCCCUUUUUUCCCCUUUUCCUUGUAAUUCAGUUCUUCAAUUUUCUUUGCUUAGCUCUUUUGUAAUUGGGCCUUUUGUAUUUAUUGUCUAUUCUUUUGGGUGCGAUUAAUGAUUUUCGUAAUGGUAUAGAUAGAGAUAUGUAGGAGAAGGGUAUUUCCGGCUCUAUUUUCAGUAGAUUAUGAGAAUGUGCAUCUUGUGGUGCUGUGCUGUGUUCACUAAUUACGUGCAGGGGGGUGUAG